AUGCAGUUCAAUCUCUUUGACUAUUACGAUCAGGACGGCGGCGAUGGUGGAGCGAAUGAAUAUCUAAUGUGGUAUUGCUUUGCUGGUCACGAGAGGUCUGAAUCCGAGGAUGAGCGUGGAUCUGAUUUAGACAACGAUGACGAUGAUGACGAUAAGAAGAGUGACGAUGACGAGAGUCAGGGCAGCGAUGAAGGCAUAAGUGAAGACGACAACGAAAAUGAGGACGACGAGGACUACAGCGAUGAUGAAGCGACCGCCAAAUCUCUAGGCUUAAAAUUCACCUUCAGAGCCAUGGAUCUGCACUGGGAGGACCACGUACAGGGCAACUUCGAAGGCAAGGAGUUUGACCCCAACGUUUGGGACGACGGUUACUUCCACACCAUGAGCCCCAAAGAAAGGGAUAGGGCCGCUCACAAGUACUGGCACAUCACUGAGACGUGCAAACCACUCUUUAUCAAGAAGGCGGGCGGUCCAUUGUCAUGA
Molecule: messenger RNA, 483 nt
Organism: Fusarium keratoplasticum
Lineage: Eukaryota; Fungi; Ascomycota; Sordariomycetes; Hypocreales; Nectriaceae
Exons: 1
Coding region: 1-483 (160 amino acids)
Source: RefSeq, a predicted model, not a curated record